Aplysia californica (California sea hare) is the source of this 2301-nucleotide messenger RNA. RefSeq lists its product as uncharacterized. NCBI's taxonomy places the organism in Eukaryota, Metazoa, Mollusca, Gastropoda, Aplysiida, Aplysiidae. The transcript is spliced from 6 exons. The record is from RefSeq and is a predicted model, not a curated record. The coding region runs from base 361 to 2118 and encodes 585 amino acids.
CAUAGCAAUAGAUGUAAACAUUACUGGUGUCCAAAAGUUUGUCAACAAAUUUUGUAUUUUUGUAUUUUGUUUCUCUCUGGGUAUUAUUAAUUGGACUUAUAUGUUCAGAUAGUGAUAUUUUCAAUUGAAAGUCUAGAUAGUGUGUGCUUUCUGGGCGUGUAGACAGACAGAGCUAAAUUAGAAGAGACUAGGCUACAUUCUACACGUCACGACGAAGUGCUUCAUGACAAAAAGUCAUGCUGUUCCUGUCUAGAUUUCCUGCUUGGCACAUGUUUCUGCUGUCACUUCUGGUUUGUUUGAGGGUCCGAAGAUUUAUUGCAUCUCCAGAUGCCCUGAGAAGGUUUGAUACAUGUCUUCACAAUGUUACGUCGCCAGAGAAAGAGAGUAGCACCUUUGGAUGGCAGCAUCACAGUUGAAGUUCGAGAGGGGAGGCAUCUUAGAGUGCAGCACUUCAAUGCAUGCCCAAGGGAUGCUAAAUUUGAAAAUGAGAUGCAACUGUACAUACAAUACAGGCAAACGGGAAUUCGGUCUUCCGGUCCUUUAGUGAUGUCACGGAAGCCUGUGAGUAACUUAAAAAGAAAAUCAGUUGACUGUGGUGAUGAGAGACUUCAAAAUUCUCAUCCGAAUUUCAUUCAAGACAAGAAUGAAAUGUGUUCUGGGAAAAAAACCAUUGGGUUGGAUAAAGUAGCUGCAUGUGCUACUGAUGAUGCGGUGGUGUCCUUAAAACGUGAUCCUGAGAGCCCUAAAAGUGGUACUAGAAUAUUGGACAGUGCAUCUCUUUCAAGCAGUGUGUUUUCUAGUCCAUCUCACCAGACAGCAUCAGAACAUGUUAGAUCUGCAUCGAGUGUUCAGUUAGCUUUACAUGUCAAAAAUCAACAACAACAACAGCAGACAUUGAUUCAAAAGAUUCAGACAAGCCUCCCAGCUGAUAUUGCUGAGACUGAAUCUGAAAGUAAAGAUCAGAACAGUUGGACCAAUGUACCAGAGUCGACAAAAGAGAAUGUUGGGGAUGGUCUUGCACAGGACAAUAUAGUAGCACUUAGCUCUACGGGUCCAUUCACUCUAGAGGCAAUGACAAAUCAAGUUUCUGUACAUUCCACUUCUGUAAAUAGCCAAAGCCACAAGACAGGCCAGGACCCUCAGCCACCAGCUCCUGAAGACGGGGCCAACAAUGUGGAUUCUGUUGAACCUACAGUGCAUAAGGAUUUAGCAUUGUUUUUCAUUCAUGGUGUUGGAGGAUCUUCAGACAUUUGGUGUGCUCAGACAAAAUAUUUUUCUGAUCUGGGCUUCGAGGUUAUUCUUCCUGACCUAAUAGGUCAUGGCUUUAGUGGUACCCCGAAGCAGGCUAAAGCUUACCACUUCAAGGAAAUCGCUGCUGACUUGGAGAGCCUCUUUGAUAAAUACUGCAAAAGAAAAAAUGUCGUCAUUGGCCAUUCAUAUGGUGCAUCUUUUGCAUCACAUCUUGGGCGCUAUCGCCCUCGGAGAGUCUCAAAGUUAAUUCUCAUCAGCGGUGGACCUCCUACUCCUCUUGCCCCUCAACCAGGAGUGUUCAGUCUACCAACAUGCCUUCUUACGUGCAUCAGUCCUUGUCUUAGGAGGGGUUUCUACAAAGGAGCCUUCCAUAACAAAAGAACUCCGGUGUUGCCCAAAGAAGAGGCAUUUAACAUCCCAACCUACGUCCUUCAGAAUACAAUGAAUGGACAGGACUGGCCAGAAGGGGAUGAGAUUUUCCAUAACUGGCUCACCUGUCCUUGCCUCUUGGUCUACGGGUCCGAGGACAAACUUGUGUCGCUGAAGGAAGAACAGGAGAUGGCAGAGACAAUCUUUGACUCACAUCUAGAAGUCAUACAGGACGCCAGCCACAUGGUGAUGAUGGAAGCCCCUGAUGACGUCAAUCAGCUGAUACAUGCAUUCAUCUUACAAUCCUCCAGCCUCGUCAGCCCAACAGCUCGCAAUAACAACGCAACGACCAACGCAAGCAUCUCUGACACACCCCGGGAACCUCCACCUCCUUUGAGCCAAAGGUCAAAAAGCAGACUUUCGCAGAGAUCCCUAAAAUCUGGUAAAGGGCAGAGAUCUCUACCACAUAAUUUGUUAAGUAAAAGUUUUAAGACGUAGCACAAUAUUAUAUUUCGGCAGCUUGCCAUGAGAAUGGCUUUAUUCAGACCUAUGACAAAUUCAAACUGAGCCACGUUGGCAUUCCUCACACAAUGGCAUACUGUCAGGUCAUGAAAUGGUGUAAAUACUCAGACAAAUUUCCAAAUUAUAUUUAAAUCUUUAUCGUUUAUGUCAGGGAAAAAA